UAGCCUACAUCUGGAUUCGUCAGUGUGACUGUAGACCAGUGUUCUCUAGUGACUGAGGACUGAUAGGUUGAGAGAGUGCCCGGGCCCGAUGUGCUGUGAUCCGCGGCUUCGCAGACGGGGGGGUUGGGUGGCUGUGCGGAUUGGUUGCUCAGCUCUGCUCGCCAACACAGCCAGUCCGUCUAGCACGGUUUGUUUUAACAUAACUGGAGGGGCAUUUCGACAGCCCGCAAAACAACCAUGUAGUAAAAAUGAUAUUGUAAUUGCUAGGGACUAAGGUGGUGUACGCUACACUGACUUUUUAUGCACUAAAAUGGAAGGUUACAUUUUUCUUUGGUCUAUUGGUGACUGUUUUGGAAAGGCCGCCGCUGGUGAGAUAGGACAGGAGGUGAAGGGGAGAGAAUGAGAGCUGUUGGUCUUUCUUGGCCUAGUGCUGCUGCUACUGCUGGGAUUGUGCAGAUCCGCUUUCACAAAUCGAAAAAAACACACGCUUCAUGCCCCAAUCUGAAAGACCCGCAGUUGGUGUUAUUGUGACCGACCUCCAAAUGGAAGGAGCCAUGACAACAUGAAUUCUUCAUACAGACGGGCUCUUCGGGGCGGCUCAGCUUCAGCCACAUCUUAUAGCUCAGGCCAGCCAGAGCUGAGGCCCCCCAAUCGCCUUUCAGUUUCCACCACUUCGUAUAGAAACCAGUGCAACAGCAGCGCCAAGCGUGGCUCAACAGACCAACCUUCGACGACCAUGCAACUGUCAACCUCCUCCCUCAAACAGGCACCUAGCUACGGGUAUAACCAGGCAGAGAAGGAGAGGCCCCACUGCUACAGUCCUCUGCUGAGGCUCCAGGACCUCUCCACUAUGGUACACAGACCUGGGUCUGAUCUGGGACCCGGGACCCAGCCCAAGGACCUCCAUGCCAGGAACCAUUUGCACUCUCACAGCCCAGUGGGAGGCUCUAGUUUUGGGGCUCCCCUGGUCCGACUGCCCCCUCUACUGGUAACGAAGAGACAGAACCCUGCGAGGAUUCCAUGCGGGAUCAGAACGGUUUCUCUCCUGUUAGUUCUGAUAGUUUGGAGCGCUGCUCCCCCAUCCCCAAUGGAUACCUGCAUUUCGAGUCCACCUUGUUUGACAGUGGGGACAGGGAGGAUGAGGAGGAUGAGGAGGAAGAGUUGGUACCUUUUCAACAACACUCUUCUAAGUCCCCCAGAGACAGAACGGUCACAGACUCUAACACCACCUCUGGUUCAGGGGUAGGCCAUAACAGCACAUACAAACCCUCUGUUCUCAACCUGAUGUCUAAGAGUCUGUCUGAACUGGACCCUACUCUGAGCCCCAGUGCGCUGCCUGACAUGUCCAUGGGGGAUGGCUGGAGUAUGGACCAGGACUCUGACAGUGACAGUGUGAUGACAGGAGACACACAUGACCAUGGUCUCACCUCACCUGUUGGAACCAACUCGAAUUCCAACAGCCCAAAGAAGAAGCCCCUCCCAGCAGUGCAGUACUUGGAGGGAGAUCUGGUCUGGGCCAAGUUCAACCGCCGCCCCUGGUGGCCCUGUAGAGUUACCAUAGAUCCUCUGGAGGGGAUACACACACGCAUGAAAGUCCCCAGUCGUCGUCCUUGUCGUAUGUAUUACGUGGAGACUGUGGCGGAGAUGGCAGACCAUGCCUGGGUACCUGGGAAAGUUACCUACCCCUUCACAGGAGGAGAGCAGUUCUCAGAUCUGCCUGUGCUGAGACGGAGAGGGAAACAGAGGGAAAAGGACUACAAAUACACAAUACCCAAGCGGCUGUUGGAGUCGUGGAAAGUCAGUGUGCUGGAAGCUGAGUUUCUCCUACCUGACCUGCUGAAGAAUACUGCUGUCUCUUCUUCCAUGGCCUUUAACGGUGAAGAGCGGGUGUCCUCCCCACUGCCUGAUGAAAAAACAUCCGAGGCCCCCUCUUGUUCCUCCUUUAACCUCACUGCACCCCCCUCCCUCAGCCCUCCCCCCAACAGAAACAAACAUCCCCCUGCUGCCGACCUGGCUGUAGCGAACGACAGUAGCAGCAAAAAUAAACCCUGCCAGAAGAAGAAGAGGAAGAGGAAGGGUUUGGCGGAGAUCUUUGGUCAUAUAGCUGCAAGUCCCACAGAGUCAAUAAGCAUCCUAGACUUGGCCAACCAAAUGCCUGCUGCUGCAGCUGAUCCACUGAAAGAAGAAGAUCCCAAGGACUCUCCAUACGCAGACCUGGAUUCUGUACCAACCAUUGUGCGUCCCAAACGGUCUGAGAAACCUGCUAAAGAAGACACAGAGAAAUCGUCUGAACCCUCACAAGAGGUAGAGAAAGGGGGCAAGAAGGAGCGGGCUACUCCUCCUGAAAAGACCAAAGACAGGCAUGUGGUCAUGGUGGUUCCUAGGCAUGUAGUUCCUAUAUCCUCAUCUCCAAGCAUUUUAGCAAACAAAUCUCUUUUAAAUUACAGAACUACAAAAAACACAAAUGUUUUACAGUCAAAACAGAAGUUGGGCAGCUCUUCUGAACUGACGAAUAAAAAUGAUCAUGAUAAGCAGUCUCUGCAUCUCCCUGCCAGCAGACGUCUGAUGACCAGGGCCCUGAAAGCAGAGAAGGAGACGGAACUCAAAGAGGCUCUGCUGGCCUCAAGCCAAAACUUGAGAGACGAUAGGCUUAAUGUGCGUUCUUCUGAUGAUGAUGAUGAUGAUGAUGAGCAUAACGUUCAGAUCAGAACAGAGUCGUCUACUAGCAGGGAUUCUUCACCAGACAAAGCCAGAUCCUCUGCUAGUCACAGCUCUCCUAAAAAACAGCCCGAGUCUGAUUGGAAGCACCUCCACAACGGAUCAUGGAAAAACUCUGAAGAUGUGACUCCAGGGUCCAGUAAGCCUGUCAUACCCUCUAUUAAUGUCAAGGAAGAGAACAUUGUCUCAGACAUAUCCUCCUGUUCUUCCUCCACCUCCUCUCUCUCUCCCAUGGACACUUUCCAAGAUAUCAAGGAGCUGUCAUUCAAAUCCUUAGUGAAGGAGGAGAGAGACUCUGGGGAAUCUAACACUAACUUUAAACCUGAGCCUAAUUACAAGUUCAGUACUUUCCUGAUGCUCCUGAAGGACAUGCAUGAUACCAGGGAGAAAGAGGGCAAGCCCCUGACCAUGCCUCCCUUGCCAGACCUCAUCAAGGAAGAACCCAUGGUAAUACCCACCGCCCAACCACCAGACAACCCCCUUAACGCUGCUGCUGGCGGGGACUGGACACCAACGGGGACCAAAAUCCAAAACGGCCAGCAUGCGAGCUCGCCAACAACCAAGAGAACACCGGCCAAACCCAAGUCUAAAAAUAAACCCAUCAUAAAAAAUGAAACGUACAAACAUGUAGGGAAAACGGUACUGGCUCAGAUGGUGGCGAACGCAGUAGAGAAGCAGCAGCGGAGGAAGCCGAGGCCUCCAGCCAAACUCCGGGCCACCAUCGCUGGUCUCUCUCCCGAGAUGGCCGACCUAGCCUGGGGGAGGGAGUUUGUCUCUGGGCACGCUGACCUGGCUGAGCCUGGCCUCGGCCCUCCUCUUCCUCCUGUCCCCUCCGCUGUUGACUCCUCAUCCUACCUCGACAAGAGCCCGGGUACCAAAGUGGCCCCUAAGAAGCGCUGGCAGACGUUUGCUCAGCAGGGGCCGGUGAAGCCAGGGAAGGAUCCAGGGGACCUGGGUGGGGUGGCCUCACCGCAGGGGCCUGUGGAGGUGAAUGGGAUCUACAGAGAUGGCCAGGGAGGGACACCAGACCGCAUCAGGUCCCAUGAUCUGAACCUGGGGAUGGAGAAGCAAGAUGACACAUCAGCACAUUCUGAAAACAAACGGCUGAGGAAACCCAGCAAAAGACUGCUGGAAUCUACAGAGGAGGAACAAUUUUUCUCCCCGAAGAAAAAACUAAAGAAACCUCUGGAAUCUUCCAAAACUCCUCUGAGCCCUUCCACAGUUCCAGGCCCAGCCCUGCUAACAUCCACCUCUACUCCCAGCCCCACCCCCACCCCUGGACCUACCUCUGGGGAGCCAGCCAGCCCCACCCCUGGGCCUACCUCUGGGGAGCCAGCCAGCCCCACCCCUGGGCCUACCUCUGGGGAGCCAGCUAGUCCCACCCCUGGGCCUACCUCUGGGGAGCCAGCCAGCCCCACCCCUGGGCCUACCUCUGGGGAUCCAGCGAUCACCACCCUUGGAUCUACCUCUGGAGAGCCAACCAUCACGACCACUGACCCUAACUCUGGAGCGCUACCCAGCACCAAGGCCCUAGCAGGGCUGAAACAGAGUCUGUCUCAAGAUGUCCUCCACCGUGUUAUAAAAUCAUUAUCCAAACAAUCCUCAGCAGUGACCUCUUUCUCUACUGAAUCAACAUCAUCAGAUGUGACAAACCCUCCUCUGCCCUCUGCCCCAGUAUCCCUAGAGAGGAAGAGGCCAAGGAAGCCAUCUCACAAGGUCCUGGAAUGCACCAUAGAAGAAGUAUCACUCAGUCCUCCAAAGAAGAAGGAGUUGAAGAAGCAGAGUGGACAGACAGAGGAGAAGACAGAAGUCGGGGACACUCAGGUUAAGUCUGUGAAGAAAGAAGGGCCUGUAUCCAGUGUGACACCUCCAGAGAGCAUGGUUUCUCUGCAGGGCUCCUCUCCUGCCCGGCCCUCUAGCCCUACGGUGCUCCUCACCCCCAAGGAAGAGACCGAGAAGAUCAGUCCUGGGGUGGGAGGAGAGCGCCACACCAACGGAGAGAGAUCACCCAAACCUGAGGUGUUCUCUCCUGGUCUGAAUGACAGUUUCUCCCUACCCGGUGAAGGGUCCCUGGUCUCCAGCACUAAGAAGAACACAGCAGAGAAAGGAGGAGCUGCGUCCAUGAAGGAGAAUGUCUGUCAGGUGUGUGAGAGGACAGGUGAGCUGCUGCUGUGUGAGGGCCAGUGCUGUGGUGCGUUCCACCUGCAGUGUAUCAGCCUAUCAGAAGCGCCCAGAGGGAAGUUUAUCUGUAGUGAAUGCACUAUAGGGAUCCACACGUGCUUUGUGUGUAAGAAGUCUGGCGACGGUGUGAAGAGGUGCAUGGUGCCUGUAUGUGGGAAGUUCUACCACAAUGAGUGUAUCCUGAAACACACACCCACCCAGCCCCAGAAUAAAGGGGUUCGCUGCUCCCUCCACGUCUGUCUGUCCUGCCACAUCACCAACCCCCUCAACUCCUGCACUUCUAAAAGUCGUCUGACCCGCUGCGUGCGUUGCCCUGUGGCGUACCACGCUAAUGACUACUGUAUGGCGGCGGGCAGCGUAGUCCUGGCCAACAACAGCUUCCUGUGUCCCAACCACUUCAUUCCCCGCAAGAACUACAAGAACCAUGAACACAUCAACGUCAGCUGGUGCUUUGUCUGCUCAGAAGGGGGCAGUCUGUUGUGCUGCGAGUCUUGUCCUGCUGCCUUCCACCAAGAGUGUCUGAACAUCGAGAUGCCCGAGGGGAGCUGGUUCUGCAACGACUGCAAGGCCGGGAAGAAACCACACUUCAAGGACAUCCUCUGGGUUAAAGUGGGAAGAUACAAGUGGUGGCCUGCGGAGGUGUGUCUUCCUAAGAACGUCCCAGAGAACAUUCUCCGUAUGAAACACGAGGUGGGGGAGUUUCCCGUUCAGUUCUUUGGUUCUAAGGACUAUGCCUGGACCUACCAGGCCCGAGUCUUCCCUUACAUGGAGGGAGAUGCCAACAACAAGGACAAGAUGGGGAAGGGUUGUGACGCCAUCUACAAGAAAGCUCUGAAUGAAGCUGCUGAGCGGUUCAAAGCUCUUCAGGAUGAGAAGGAGAUGAGACAGCUUCAGGAGGACAGGAGGAACGACAAGAAACCUCCUCCCUACAGACACAUCAAGGUGAACCGACCAAUCGGCAAGGUCCAGAUCAUCACGGCGGACCUAUCGGAGGUGCCGCGCUGUAACUGCAAGGCGUCUGAUGAGAACCCGUGUGGCAUGGACUCCGAGUGUAUCAACCGCAUGUUGAUGUAUGAGUGCCACCCUCAGGUGUGUUUGGCAGGGGAGAGGUGUCUGAACCAGAGUUACACCAAGAGACAGUACACCCAGGUGGAGAUCUUCAGAACCUUGUCACGAGGCUGGGGGCUACGGGGCGUCUCCGACAUCAAGAAGGGUGCAUUUGUGAAUGAGUACGUGGGGGAGGUGAUAGACGAGGAGGAGUGCAGAGCCAGGAUCAAACAUGCUCAAGAGAACGACAUCUGUAACUUCUACAUGCUCACUCUGGACAAGGACCGGAUCAUAGACGCUGGACCCAAGGGGAACCAGGCGAGGUUCAUGAAUCACUGCUGCCAGCCCAACUGUGAGACUCAGAAGUGGACGGUAAACGGAGACACCAGGGUGGGGCUCUUUGCCCUGGAGGACAUCCCCAAAGGUGUGGAGCUGACCUUCAACUACAACCUGGAGUGUCUUGGUAAUGGGAAGACGGUGUGUAAAUGUGGAGCGUCCAACUGCUCUGGGUUCCUGGGGGUUCGACCGAAGAACCAGCCAUCUAAAGCACGGGAAGGAAGGGAACUAAAGGAGGGCAAGAAGAAGGUUCUGGUGAAGAGGAAGCCUCAGCAGGAGGUGACGAAGGAGAGGGAGGACGAGUGUUUCAGCUGUGGGGACGGAGGACAGAUCGUGUCCUGUAAGAAGACAGGAUGUCCCAAGGUCUACCACGCAGACUGUCUCAACCUGGCCAAGAGACCUGCAGGCCGUUGGGAGUGUCCCUGGCACCAGUGUGACAUCUGCGGUCAUGAGGCAGCCUCCUUCUGUGAGAUGUGUCCCAGCUCCUUCUGCACGCAACACCGUGAGGGCUUGCUCUUCAUCUCUAAGAUAGACGGGCGGCUCGCCUGCAACGAUCACGACCCCUGUGGACCCGAGCCCCUGGAACCCGGGGAGAUCAGGGAGUACGUACCUCCUGGGGGCAUGCCUCUCCCCCACCUCCUCACCCACCCCCAGGGUCAGGUCCCACCCAGGCCUGGUUCCACCACUGCUGGUUCUAUCCCCUCCACAGUUGCCCCAGGCCUGGCCCAGGACUCGCUACUGCCCCCUACAGGGAGCCUGUUCCUCAACACCUCACAGACCUCCAACACUUUCUCAUACGGACCCCCUAGCAGUCCCUACAUGUCUGAUAGUCAAAUACUGCACUUCUCCCCUCCUUCUCCCCCCUCCUCCUACAAGGACGAGAAAGAGGAGGAGGAUGGAGAGCUGGAAGAUGGACAGGUGGGUGGGAUAGAAGAGGACGCGGAGGAGGAAGAAGGAGAGGAAGGGGAGGAGGAAGGAGAGGAAGGAGAGGAAGACCAGUGA
Oncorhynchus gorbuscha (pink salmon) is the source of this 7284-nucleotide messenger RNA. Its product is annotated as histone-lysine N-methyltransferase, H3 lysine-36 specific-like. NCBI's taxonomy places the organism in Eukaryota, Metazoa, Chordata, Actinopteri, Salmoniformes, Salmonidae. Gene Ontology annotation, molecular function: histone H3K36 methyltransferase activity; protein binding. The record is from RefSeq and is a predicted model, not a curated record. Gene Ontology annotation, biological process: regulation of DNA-templated transcription. Gene Ontology annotation, cellular component: chromatin; nucleus.